AUGGGAAGAAAGAAGUCAAGCACCCGUGACGAUGACGGUGCCACCACAACUCAGGGCGGCGGAGGAAAGUCAAAGAAGAAAACUUUGGUGAUUGAUGACGAUGAAUAUUUUAUGGAAGAGCCUGUUGCUGUUCUGGAAGAGGAAGUAGCAGCACCAGUGGUUAAUAGAAAGGGUAAAAAGGGAAAUUUAAAGAAAAUAGAAACCAAGGAUGAUGACGAUGAGGUUGAGGAGACAAAGGAUGAAGAUGAUGACAACGAGACUCCGACUUUAAAGUUUGCAGGUAAAAAGAAAGGAAAGGCCAAGAAAGGAGGAACUAAUAAUGCAUUUAGUGCUUCAAGUUUUGGCUUACUUGGAGAAGGAGAGGAUGAGGAUAAUGAAGAUUUAGGUUUGACAAAGGAGAGUGAAGAAGAAGGGGACAGUGUCAUGGCUUUCACUGGGAAAAAAAAGCCUUCAAAACCAAAAAAGGGUAGUGGUGUCAGUGGAAGCAUGUUUAGCCAAUCUGUGUUUGGCUCAGUUGUUGAUAAAGAGGAUGAAGGUGGGGAAGCUGAUGAUAAUGAGGAUGAGCCAGUGAUCUCAUUUUCCGGGAAGAAGAAACCUGCAAAAAGUAAGAAGAAUGAUGUCUCCGCUGCUAGUUUCGAUGAGUUGGAGAGAUUUGAAGAGGAGGAUAAGGAUGCUAUGACAAUUACUUUUGCUGAGGAGGAUAAGGAUGCUAUGACAAUUACUUUUGCUGGUAAGAAGAAGUCGUCCAAGGGUUUGAAAAAGAGUGUGGGAAAUUCAUUUGGGGCAGCUUUGCUUGAUGAUCAAAUUGACAAGGAUACUUCUGUUUCAAAGUCGGAUGAUAAUUUGGUAGAAGGUGAUACUGUUGAUGAGGAGGAAGAUGUCUCUGUGAUUAAAUUUUCUGGUAAGAAGAAGUCAUCUAAGAAGAAGAAUAACAGUACAUAUACAGCGUUGGAAACUGGGGUAGGAGAUGAGUUUUCAGAAAUCAUAGAACCUGAUCAGCGCAGUGUGAGCAUCAGUAGCAAAGAAGCAGAGGACUCAAAUGGUAAGCAGCAGAUAAUUGAAGUUGCGACAGAAACUUCAAAGAAUAAAAAGAAGAAAAAGAAGGGUGGAAGAACUGCUCAAGAAGAGGAAGACCUUGACAAGAUUCUGGCAGAGCUUGGUGAAAUACCCCCCGUGUCUAACCCUUCUCCCAAUCCGCCUGUGGUGUCGUCUGGUGAAAAGGAAGCCGAUGAGGAAGGGCCUGUAGAGAUAUUAUGGAAAGGGCCUGUAGAGUCUGCAGCUGCGAAAAAGAAGAAAAAGAAGAAGGAAAAAGAAAAAGAGAAAAAGGCAGCUGCCUCUGUGGCAGAUGCCGCUGCAGUGGAAGAAAAGAAGGAUGAAACAAAGGGUAAAGCACUUGAUAAGAAAGUUCCAAAGCACGUAAGGGAGAUGCAAGAGAGACUUGCAAAACAGAAGGAAGCUCUAGAGAGAAAGAAGAGGGAAGAAGAAGAGAAAUUGAGGAAGGAAGAGGAGGAACGCCGUCAACAGGAAGAGCUGGAAAGGUUAGCUGAAGAGAAAAGGCGCUUAAAGAAAGAAAGGGAAAAGGAGAAACUUUUGAAGAAAAAACAAGAGGGGAAACUAUUAACUGGGAAGCAAAAGGAAGAAGCUCGUAGGUUGGAGGCAAUGAGGAAGCAAAUUCUUGCUAAUGCAAGUUUGCAGUUACCUGCUGGCGACACUGCUGGUGCACAAGCUAAGCGGCCAUUGUAUCAGAAGAAAAAGUCAAAGCCACAAGCUCAGGGAAAUGGAACAAUCCCUGGAGAGGGUGUUGAAUUUUUAGAAACAAAAGAAAUCCAUCGGGAAAAUCUAGGUAAAGAACUUGUGGAAGAAACUGAGAAGGUUGAGGAAGUGGAAUCUGAAUUAGCUGAGAAGUUUGAGGAAUUGAAUUUAAUGAAUAUGGAGGAGAAAGGUGAAGUUACUUAUGUUGUAAUGAAUGGAGUUGAUGAAGACGACGACGACGAAGCAUGGGAUGAUAAGAGUUGGGAUGAUGCCGAUCUUAAGUUGCCAGGUGAAAAUACAUUUGCUGAUGAAGAGUUUGACUCAGAGCCUGAACUUCUGGGUAUGAAAGAGAUAAAAAGUUCGCGACCUGCGACUAAUGAUGCUGGGCUGCCUCCUGCAGCAGCCAAGCCAGUGUAUAGAACGCAAAAAGCCACCUCAGUUCUGCCACAUAAAUCUCAGAAUGUGGAAAAUAAGAAAGAUGAUCCUGAAACUGAGGGUAUAGACAAGAACAAAAGAGGAGUUAUUAAGAAGGAAACAAAAUCAGAUGUCCCAAGCCUGAGUGAAAAAAGUCUUCGGUCGCCUAUAUGCUGCAUAAUGGGGCAUGUCGACACUGGUAAAACAAAGCUGCUUGAUUGUAUAAGAGGUACUAAUGUCCAAGAAGGUGAGGCUGGCGGUAUUACCCAGCAAAUUGGAGCAACAUAUUUUCCUGCUGAGAAUAUUCGAGAGAGAACAAAGGAAUUGAAAGCUGAUGCGAAGCUGAAUGUUCCAGGACUAUUAGUAAUUGAUACUCCAGGACAUGAGUCCUUUACUAAUCUGCGUUCUCGGGGUUCAGGAUUAUGUGAUAUUGCAAUUUUGGUUGUUGACAUAAUGCAUGGUUUGGAACCACAGACUAUUGAGUCACUGAAUCUUCUGAAGAUGAGAAAUACAGAAUUUAUAGUGGCCUUGAAUAAAGUUGAUAGACUGUAUGGGUGGAAAACUUGUCGCAAUGCGCCAAUUGUUAAGGCAAUGAAGCAACAGUCGAAAGAUGUACAAAUCGAAUUCAAUAUGAGGCUUACUCAGGUUGUAACGCAGUUCAAGGAGCAAGGGAUAAACACUGAGUUGUAUUAUAAAAAUAAAGAAAUGGGGGAGACAUUCAGUAUUGUUCCGACGAGUGCGAUUAGUGGUGAAGGCAUCCCUGACAUGUUACUACUGCUAGUGCAAUGGGCUCAAAAAACUAUGGUCGAGAAACUUACUUACAGUAAUGAAGUGCAGUGUACUGUUUUGGAGGUUAAGGUUAUUGAAGGUCAUGGAACAACCAUUGAUGUGGUGUUAGUCAAUGGCGUGCUUCAUGAAGGAGAUCAAAUAGUUGUUUGUGGGAUGCAGGGACCAAUUGUUACAACAAUUCGAGCAUUAUUAACCCCCCAUCCAAUGAAGGAGCUCAGAGUCAAGGGAACUUAUCUGCAUCACAAAGAAAUCAAGGCUGCCCAGGGUAUCAAGAUUACUGGUCAGGGCCUUGAUCAUGCCAUUGCUGGAACUGCACUUUAUGUUGUGGGGCCUGAUGAUGAUUUGGAAGACAUCAAGGAAGCAGCCAUGGACGACAUGAGGUCAGUGAUGAGCCGGAUUGAUAAAAGCGGUGAAGGAGUUUAUGUUCAAGCAUCCACCCUUGGUUCUCUGGAGGCUUUGCUGGAGUUCUUGAAGACCCCAGAAGUAAAGAUACCUGUUAGUGGUAUAGGCAUAGGCCCCGUACAUAAGAGGGAUGUCAUGAAGUCAAGCGUCAUGCUAGAGAAGAAGAAAGAGUAUGCAACAAUUUUGGCUUUUGAUGUUAAAGUCACACCAGAGGCUCGGGAACUUGCAGAUGAACUUGGUGUCAAAAUAUUUAUUGCUGAUAUUAUAUAUCACUUAUUUGAUCAGUUCAAGGCCUAUAUUGAUAACCUCAAGGAGGAAAAGAAACGAGAAACCGCUGAAGAUGCAGUAUUUCCUUGUGUUCUUAAGAUUGUGCCAAAUUGCAUCUAUAACAAGAAAGAUCCCAUUAUUUUGGGAGUUGAUGUUCUUGAAGGAAUUAUCAAGGUUGGAACUCCAAUAUGUGUUCCCCAAAAGGAUUUCAUUGAUAUUGGGCGGAUCGCUUCUGUGGAGAACAACCAUAAGCCUCUGGACUAUGCCAAGAAAGGACAAAAUGUCGCUAUUAAGAUAGUUAGCAGUAGUUCUGAUGAACAGCAGAAGAUGUUUGGCAGGCAUUUUGAGCUUGAAGACGAGCUUGUCAGCCGAAUUUCUAGGACAUCAAUUGAUGUCCUUAAAGCUAAUUAUCGGGAUGACCUGUCCAAUGAAGAUUGGAGACUCCUGGUCAAAUUAAAAAACCUUUUCAAGAUUCAAUAG
Fraxinus pennsylvanica is the source of this 4104-nucleotide messenger RNA. Lineage: Eukaryota; Viridiplantae; Streptophyta; Magnoliopsida; Lamiales; Oleaceae. The record is from the annotation of a GenBank genome assembly.